UCAACGGCAACUAAUCCUGUCAGAACGAAAGAAAAUUGUAAAUGCUCUCUCCAGAAACUGUCCGCCCAUUUGCAGCUAAUCGAACACAAACGCACAAAUAGAGACACCACUCUCUUGCUCUGCUGCUACACACAGCGGGUGAGGGCGAGGAGACCAGUUCCUGGGAGCAGGCACGCGGGGGCACAGACACACUCACUCGCACACACGCACACACGCACACGCCAGCCUGCGGGCUUGGCCAGAACCCUGAAGUCGCAGAUCCCACUUGGAAAUCGCCAGAGGCGCUGGGAGAAGUGGAGAAGCGCAGCUCCCAGACACUAAUUAGUACUUCUCCAGCGCUCGGGUGAAGAAAUGAAGCUCGCCCAGCUCUUCACCAUAUCCAGGUCUCCUUUCUGUUCCGGUGCCCACAGUCAUCUCCCUGAAAGCCAGAUCCAGGGAGAAGGCAAGCGGGCAGCCAGCUGAGGACUCUAAGCAGUACCGCUCGCUCCCAAGCCGGUCCAACCUGAGCCCGCCAAAGGCUCCUCGCUCCAGCCAGACUCUACCAGAUCGCAGCCCCGGGCGACUAAGUCAACGACAGGUUUAAAUGUUUCUUUGGCCACUUGACUACUGAACACAAAAUGAAUAACUCAACAAACUCCUCGAACAAUGGCUUGGCUAUUACCAGUCCUUACAAGACAUUUGAAGUGGUAUUUAUUGUCCUUGUGGCUGGAUCCCUCAGUCUGGUGACCAUCAUUGGGAACAUUCUGGUCAUGGUUUCCAUUAAAGUCAACCGCCACCUUCAGACUGUCAACAAUUACUUCUUGUUCAGCCUGGCCUGUGCUGACCUCAUCAUAGGUGUUUUCUCCAUGAACUUGUAUACCCUCUACACUGUGAUUGGCUACUGGCCUUUGGGACCUGUAGUAUGUGACCUUUGGCUAGCACUGGACUAUGUUGUCAGCAAUGCCUCCGUUAUGAAUCUCCUCAUCAUCAGCUUUGAUAGAUACUUCUGUGUCACGAAACCUCUGACCUACCCAGUUAAGCGGACCACAAAAAUGGCAGGCAUGAUGAUUGCAGCUGCGUGGGUCCUUUCCUUCAUCCUCUGGGCCCCAGCCAUUCUCUUCUGGCAGUUCAUCGUAGGAGUAAGGACUGUGAAGGAUGGGGAAUGCUAUAUUCAGUUCUUUUCCAAUGCCGCCGUCACCUUCGGCACUGCCAUUGCAGCUUUCUAUCUGCCUGUCAUCAUCAUGACUGUGCUCUAUUGGCAUAUAUCCCGGGCAAGCAAGAGUAGAAUAAAGAAGGAAAAGAAGGAACCUGUGGCCAACCAAGACCCAGUAUCUCCGAGUUUGGUGCAAGGAAGAAUUGUAAAGCCAAACAAUAACAAUAUGCCUGGUGGUGAUGGCGGCCUGGAACACAACAAGAUCCAGAAUGGCAAGGCUCCACGGGACGGCGUGACUGAAAACUGUGUCCAGGGGGAGGAGAAAGAGAGCUCCAAUGAUUCGACGUCAGUCAGUGCUGUAGCCUCCAAUAUGAGAGAUGAUGAGAUAACCCAGGAUGAAAACACAGUUUCCACUUCGCUGGGCCACUCCAGAGAUGACAACUCUAAGCAAACAUGCAUCAAAAUUGUCACCAAGGCCCAAAAGGGUGACGCGUGCACCCCAACGAGUACCACUGUAGAACUAGUUGGGUCGUCGGGUCAGAAUGGGGAUGAAAAGCAGAACAUUGUAGCCCGCAAAAUCGUGAAGAUGACCAAGCAGCCUGCCAAAAAGAAGCCUCCACCAUCCCGGGAAAAGAAAGUGACCAGGACAAUCUUGGCUAUCCUGUUGGCUUUCAUCAUAACGUGGGCGCCAUACAAUGUCAUGGUGCUCAUCAAUACUUUCUGUGCACCCUGCAUCCCCAAUACAGUGUGGACAAUUGGCUACUGGCUCUGUUACAUCAAUAGCACCAUCAAUCCGGCCUGCUACGCGCUUUGUAAUGCCACCUUCAAAAAGACUUUUAAGCACCUCCUCAUGUGUCAUUACAAGAACAUAGGCGCUACACGGUAAAAAGACCAUCAAAAGAAGAAAUGUGGUCGAGUGUGUCUUGGGGAAGAACAGAGACAAGAAAGCUGUGUUUAUAGUGACCUGCCACUUCACUUUACAGUCUUACUGCAACAUGAAACUAAGGAGUUUUAGAGAGACACUGUCAUUGUGCCCAUGCUCCAUUUUGGGAAAAAUAAAUUAAUAAACCUUCACCUUAUAAACCCUGUCAGUUUAGGAGCACCGAGAAAAUGAAAGAGGCAAUGCUGAAAUUGCAGAUCUAAGGAACAAUCUCUACUGUCUCCUGCUCUCUUGAAGAAGGGCUUCAGAGUCUCCAAUUUCAUGUCUCUGCACAAGAAGAAUAACCUAGUCUGUUUGUUGUUUCUUUCUGUUGUUCCCCUGUGUGGCGGCGAGAAAGAAAUGACACAUUCCAUGCUAACACAGAGACCUAAAUGGAAAGAAGCAGGCACUGUACAAUGAGAGAGAAGAAGAAAGAAGAUCAAAUAGGAUGCAGAGAUGGUCUGCAGAGCAGCGAGCAUAUUCUCGGCUAUGCUCUGAUCUGAAGGAUUUCAACAGAACCACUUAUUUCUUCUCUCUUCCCCUUUCCCGUCAUGAAAAGCAAGAAAGCAAAA
Molecule: messenger RNA, 2623 nt
Organism: Rattus rattus (black rat)
Lineage: Eukaryota; Metazoa; Chordata; Mammalia; Rodentia; Muridae
Gene: Chrm2
Product: cholinergic receptor muscarinic 2
Exons: 3
Coding region: 618-2018 (466 amino acids)
Biological process (GO): G protein-coupled receptor signaling pathway, coupled to cyclic nucleotide second messenger; regulation of heart contraction; adenylate cyclase-inhibiting G protein-coupled acetylcholine receptor signaling pathway
Cellular component (GO): synapse; plasma membrane; dendrite
Molecular function (GO): G protein-coupled serotonin receptor activity; G protein-coupled acetylcholine receptor activity
Source: RefSeq, a predicted model, not a curated record